CGGCUGCCUGGCCCGGCCCCGGCCUCAUCCCCGCGCCCGGGGAGGCUGGGACCGUGCCGCGGCGCAGGCUCAGCCCCCGCCCCCCCCCGCCCCAGGCCCAGCGGGGACAGUGCCACGCCGGCGACCUCCUCGUAGCGACAUGGCCCCUGCGCUGCCCCUGCUCCUCCUGCCGCUGGCCUUGUUGGCCGCCCCGGCUCGGGCCGAGGGCGGCGCGGCGGCCGCGGCGGAGGAGGUCAAAAUAGAGGUGCUGCACCUGCCCGAGGCCUGCAGCCCCAAGAGCAAGAAGGGGGACCUGCUGAACGCGCACUACGACGGCUUCCUGGCCAGCGACGGAUCCAAGUUUUACUGCAGUCGGACACAAAAUGAAGGUCAUCCAAAAUGGUUCGUUCUGGGUGUUGGACAAGUCAUAAAAGGGUUAGAUAUUGCUAUGAUGAGUAUGUGUCCUGGAGAAAAACGGAAAGUGAUCAUUCCUCCAUCAUUAGCAUAUGGACAACAAGGAUACGCACAGGGCAAGAUUCCACCCAAUGCAACAUUGAUCUUUGAGAUUGAACUUUAUGCAGUAAAUAAGGGACCUCGCAGUGUUGAAGCAUUUAAUCAAAUAGACAAGGACAGUGACAGGAAACUCUCUGAACUAGAGAUAAGCCAAUAUUUGAAAGAAGAAUUUGCAAGAGAUGGCAAAAGACGGCAUCCCUCAGUCCAUGAUGAAAUCUUAGCUGAUAUAUUUAAGAAGAACGACCACGAUGGAGAUGGUUUCAUAUCAGCAAAGGAGUACAAUGUCUACCAGCAUGAUGAACUCUAAGUACUUCAAAAAUCUUUGGCUGUUUUCUGGACACUGAAUUUUAAAUAAUAAUACCUGGUCACAGAAAUUUUUUUGUAAUUUUUUUUUUAUAGCGCCAUCUUUUUAUAUCUCAAUGUGACUGUAAAAAUCUUAUUUUUAAUAUUCAACUAAUAAAAUGUGUUAGAUAUUUCGAAAGAAAGAAACAGAACUGGAGAACACCAUGAUCUAUUAUUAGUGGUUCCUGCUUCCUGGCCUACUGUAUUGCUCAGUAGUCUCUCUCACUGUUUAAAAUACUGAUGAAAGUAAUGAUUUCUGUCCUAUCAAGCACACAAAAAUGGUUCCUGUUGACAUAGUUAGAACAUAACUGAUGAAUCCUUCUCAAUCCACUGUAAAAUAAAAGGGGAAUACAGAAUCCCAGGCAGGUAUCUCUGUUAAACCUCUGUAGGCUUCUAGGCUAGCUUCUUGAGGAAUUGCUGUUUGUAGCAAAUUUAACUAUAAAAGGCAUUAAAAUAAAUGAACACUGUUUAUGGAAUAUCAAGAUAAAAACACAAAUGUUUUUUAAAGCAAAUUAAAAUAACCCCUCUGAUGUAA
Messenger RNA from Falco peregrinus (peregrine falcon), 1369 nucleotides. RefSeq names its product FKBP prolyl isomerase 7 (gene FKBP7). The record is from RefSeq and is a predicted model, not a curated record. Lineage: Eukaryota; Metazoa; Chordata; Aves; Falconiformes; Falconidae. Bases 140 to 799 code for a protein of 219 amino acids. The transcript has 4 exons. Gene Ontology annotation, molecular function: calcium ion binding; peptidyl-prolyl cis-trans isomerase activity.